Molecule: messenger RNA, 1189 nt
Organism: Toxotes jaculatrix (banded archerfish)
Lineage: Eukaryota; Metazoa; Chordata; Actinopteri; Toxotidae
Gene: mrpl47
Product: mitochondrial ribosomal protein L47
Biological process (GO): mitochondrial translation
Cellular component (GO): mitochondrial ribosome; mitochondrial large ribosomal subunit
Molecular function (GO): structural constituent of ribosome
Source: RefSeq, a predicted model, not a curated record
GUAAAGAUGGCGGCGUCCUCAUCAGCAGGACGCGUUUUGACUCUUUGCAAGCAGUUUCAAAAUGUCGUUAGAAUAUCUUCAGCGAUAAAUGCGCAGCACUGUGCGGUUAAUGUGACCAAAUGCCAGAAUCGUCUUUUCAGGGAAAACUCUCCAUUCGUUGCCCCAUCUUGGUGCAGUCCCAUCAGCUCUGUGGGUCAGUGUCGAGCUCUGCACACAACCAUCAGCAGAAGAGGACUGGAGGAGUUCUUUGACUUCCCUGAAAACUGGGGAGAGGCCAAAGUGAAGUCUGGUGCCCCGUGGACUGCCAAACAACUGAGAACAAAGAGCAACGAGGAUUUACACAAACUCUGGUAUGUGCUGUUGAAAGAAAAGAACAUGUUGCUGACACUUGAACAGGAAGCAAGAAGGCAAAGGGUUCAGAUGCCGAGUCCAGAAAGAUUAAGGAAGGUUGAGCGGUCCAUGAUCAGACUGGAGACAGUGGUGAACGAGCGAGAGACUGCGCUGCGUCUGCUGCAGACAGGACAGGAAAAAGGCAGACCAGGAGCCUGGAGGAGGAACAUAUUUGGAUACAUCUACUGGUAUCGAUUCAAAGAGUAUGCAAUUCCUUGGUAUAUGAAUAAAAGAUACAGGCGAAAGAAGUUCUACACACCUAUGUUUGUCCAACCAUACAUCAGGAUGCGUAUGGAGCAGCGCAUUCGGGAAAGGGUCAGGAAAGAAAACUUGGAAGAAAACACAGGCCAAACUAAAGGGGGAGUUUCCUCAAAUGAAGAUUCCCUCAGUGUGAAAUUUCAGGCUCCCACCGUGCUGAUCGUGAAGUUUUGACAGCUGUGAUCCUCACAUCUGUCCAGACACAAAGCCCUCUCCGCAUUUUAUUUGAUAAGUUAAUAAGGACUGACUGGGCACUCUGAAUCAGGUCAAUUCAAGUAACUGAAUGUGGUCUGACACUGUUAUCUAAAAUGUUGUCAUACUUGUUAUUAAAACAUCUAAUAUUGAUUGUUUUUACUCAGAAUGCUUUGAGUCAAUAAGAUUAAUAGUUAAACUCAUGUGUCCCUUGAUAACCUUUAAAAUAUAAUCAUGUCAACCACACACCAUGCUUCUGUACAAAUAAAAAUAUUCAUACAGUACUGUUUGUGUAAAAGUAGGUUUUCGGAAGUUUAUCACAAACUCAUUUAACAAAAAAAUGACUUUA